Messenger RNA from Suillus plorans, 1125 nucleotides. RefSeq lists its product as uncharacterized. Gene Ontology annotation, cellular component: membrane; voltage-gated calcium channel complex. Lineage: Eukaryota; Fungi; Basidiomycota; Agaricomycetes; Boletales; Suillaceae. The coding region runs from base 1 to 1125 and encodes 374 amino acids. The transcript has 12 exons. Gene Ontology annotation, biological process: calcium ion import across plasma membrane. Gene Ontology annotation, molecular function: high voltage-gated calcium channel activity. The record is from RefSeq and is a predicted model, not a curated record.
AUGUACGCGACAAGCUUCUGGUUGAGCUUUGCACUCGCGAUGGCAGGCGUGGAGCGUGGGUCUCAUCAUGUCGCCGUAUUCAGAGCGAUGACUGUGCUGCGAAUAGCAAGACUUCUCGCUAUUACUUCUGGAACCACUACAAUCAUGCAGUCACUGAAGAUCACUCGGCCGCUGCUUACUAACGUGGCAUACUUUGUUGUCUUUGCUGCGGUGCUAUUUUCGAUAAUUGGCAUCCAAUCGUUUAAGGGUUCUUUUCGACGGAAUUGCUAUCUUCAGCCCACCCUCGGAGAAAAUCAAACGCAAAUAACCCAAUAUUGCAGUGGUUACAUUGAUCCGGGUACCUUAAAAGCCAUUCCUUAUUUACAAUUGGAUGGUAUAUCAGACUCCGCGGUCGAGGGUUAUAUCUGCCCUUUGGAGCAGUGGUCCCCAAUCAUAUACGCAGAAGAGUGCCUUUGGUGCUGCACCGACUUGAUCGAAGAGCAAGAAGAGGUUUGGUCAGACGGGAAACACAUUUCUCAGAGCAACUCGCUCAAAGAAUUCUACACCCAUACGCGCUGGUGCUGGGUGUUUCUGGCUCUCACGUCGCUCGUGGUACAAGCCACCGCCAGUGCUGAUAUUAACUCGGAGCCACACCCCUGGUUGACGAUAUUUCAACUAGGGAGGUUCUAUAGGCUCACGGUCUUUGGGAACCUUUAUGGUCUAGUGAACAUGAUGCUUUUCUUGUUGCUCGUCAACCUCCUUGCCGUGUUGGUCUGCAUGGAGCUCACUCGCGGUGAUGGCUCGAUUGGGUUGAAUUUCGGACAGUUGUGGAAUUGUGCUGAACUCCGUCAGAAGGCAUUUCAAAGUCCGGCUUAUGUGGAGAUACACAUCCUCGAUAAUCUUACCGCCACUGGCAGGCAGAAAAAUAUCAGGAUGGACUUAAAACCUUAUAUCACAGCGAUUAGCAGGUCACAACGAUCUGCUGACUUCGCAUCCCUCAAACACCCAAUGCUCAAGUACAUUUUGACGAACCACAACCUCCCAUACCAAAGUCAUCAUGUUGAAGAAUCUACUAACGAAGCAGGUGGUGCUGAUAUCCCAGAUGCGGACGCUCCCGUGCCUCGUUGGGGUAAAAAGGCUGCCUAG